This is a messenger RNA of Rattus norvegicus (Norway rat), 6026 nucleotides long. RefSeq names its product acyl-CoA thioesterase 2 (gene Acot2). Gene Ontology annotation, molecular function: long-chain fatty acyl-CoA hydrolase activity; medium-chain fatty acyl-CoA hydrolase activity; thiolester hydrolase activity. Gene Ontology annotation, biological process: acyl-CoA metabolic process; fatty acid metabolic process. The record is from RefSeq and is a predicted model, not a curated record. NCBI's taxonomy places the organism in Eukaryota, Metazoa, Chordata, Mammalia, Rodentia, Muridae. Gene Ontology annotation, cellular component: mitochondrial matrix.
UCUUCUUCUUCUUCUUCUUCUUCUUCUUCUUCUUCUUCUUCUUCUUCUUCUUCUUCUUCUUCUUCUUCUUCCUCCUCCUCCUCCUCCUCCUCCUCCUCCUCCUCCUCCUCCUCCUCUUCCUCCUCCUCCUCCUCUCGGAGCUGAGGACCAAACCCAGGGCCUUGCGCUUGCUAGGCAAGCGCUCUACCACUGAGCUAAAUCCCCAACCCCCAGCCUCCUUUUCUAUAACUGUGAUAAAACGCCAACCAAAACCAGCAAGUGGAGGAAAAGGUUUAUUUGGCAUUAACUUCUGGAUUACAGUCCGUCCCUGAGGAAAGUUAAGCAAGAACCAGGAGGCAGGAACCACAGGGGAACACUGACUUGUUUCCUUCUGUCCACGGUCAGUCAGACAGCUUGCUUGUUCUCUCUCUCUCUCUCUCUCUCUCUCUCUCUCUCUCUCUCUCUUGUACUUUGUUUGUGUGUGGGUGUUUGGCUGGCAUGCGUAUGUCUCAGAUCUCCUGGAGCUAGACUUGCAGAGAGCUGUGAGCUACCUUGUGGCUGUGGGAAAUGAACUCAAGUCCUUUGGAAGAACAGUCUAUGCUUUUAACCACUGAGCUGGUUCUGCCAUCCCCAGCUUUCUAAUAGAACCUAGCUGACCGGCCCAGCAUAAUACCUCCUAAAGUGGUGUAGACUCUCCCACACAAAUCGUCAGUGACACAUAGGAUAAUAUGAUACAGGCUUUUCCUCACGUGAGCUUCCCUGUUCCAAAGUUUCUAGUUUGGGUCAAGUAAACAAAAACUAACACAGUUAGUUAUUCUUAGAAUAAGAGGCAAGUACAGCUUAUAUAGUUUCCAGUUUCUAUAAUAAUAACGAUGUGCAAUUAUCCUUGUUGUAAAGGUUCAAGGUCUUGAAGGAAAAAAAUUAACCAUUGAUUGGAAACAAUAGCUGAUGAAACAGUUGGGAAAUGUGUAAAGUCCGGGAUUAGUAGGAAAAAGUGUUUGCCUAGAGGGCCAGAAGACGAGCUCAAUGCAAAAAGGAAUGCCUAUGACGUCAUUUGCCUAUUUUUACACCAGUACGGAAUGCAGGUAAAGGGUCACACAGCCCAUGAGGCAUUAAAUUCACUGGACAUGGGACUUACGUGUAGGCUAAGCACGCGCAGACAGCACACAAAACAGCAUGAUGCACAUUUUUGAAAGAACAGUCCUAAGAUUAGUAACAAGUGUCUAUUACUCCACGACGCGAUGAAACUCAAUUGCAAUCACAUUCUUGACUCUGCAACCUUACGAAUUUGGCGACUGAAGGUCUCAUUGGUGAGCUGGCUUUUAAUAGCGAGCCCUAGUCCAGCCCACUCUUCCUGGGGCAAAGAGCACCUGAAACACAGUCCAAGCAAGGGGCUUCCGGAUAUAACGGAGUCUUUACGCACAGACGCCUUAGUCAAAGCGUCACUACUUUUGCUUUUGUUGCUUGCUUAGCACUCUGAUCCAGCACAGUAAGCCCACACAGCUCAGCCUACGGCUCAGUCUAAGGACUGCAAAUAGGCAGCUGGCCACUAGAGGAUCUCUAACUUUUCCUACGAAACUGAGGGCUGAAGUCAAAGAUACAAAAUGGUGGCCUCGUCUUUCGCUGUCCUGAGAGCAAGCAGGUUGUGCCAAUGGGGUUGGAAGAGCUGGACGCAGCUGUCAGGUCCUCCGCCGCUCAGCACCGGUGGCCGGACCACUUUUGCGCGGACAAAUGCUACGCUGAGCCUGGAGCCCGGGAGCCGCAGCUGCUGGGACGAGCCGUUGAGCAUCACCGUGCGCGGCCUGGCCCCCGAGCAGCCCGUCACGCUGCGCGCGGCCCUGCGUGACGAGAAGGGCGCGCUCUUCCGAGCCCACGCGCGCUACCGCGCCGACGCCGGUGGUGAGCUGGACCUGGCGCGCGCUCCCGCGCUGGGCGGCAGCUUCACGGGGCUCGAGCCCAUGGGGCUGAUCUGGGCCAUGGAGCCCGAACGGCCUCUCUGGCGCCUGGUCAAGCGCGACGUGCAGAAGCCUUAUGUGGUGGAGCUGGAGGUGCUGGACGGACACGAGCCCGACGGCGGUCAGCGGCUGGCACAGGCAGUGCACGAGCGUCACUUCAUGGCUCCAGGGGUGCGGCGCGUGCCCGUGCGCGACGGCCGGGUGCGCGCCACGCUCUUCCUGCCCCCAGAACCUGGGCCCUUUCCUGGAAUCAUAGACCUUUUUGGAGUUGGAGGCGGCCUUCUGGAGUACCGGGCGAGUCUGCUGGCUGGGAAGGGUUUUGCCGUCAUGGCUCUGGCUUAUUACAACUACGACGACCUCCCCAAGACCAUGGAAACCAUGCGCAUUGAGUACUUUGAAGAAGCCGUGAACUACCUGCGUGGCCACCCUGAGGUAAAAGGACCAGGAAUUGGGCUGCUUGGGAUUUCCAAAGGGGGUGAACUUGGCCUUGCUAUGGCCUCCUUCCUGAAGGGCAUCACGGCUGCUGUUGUCAUCAAUGGCUCCGUGGCUGCUGUUGGGAACACCGUAUGCUACAAGGAUGAGACUAUACCCCCUGUGUCCCUUCUGAGAGACAAAGUCAAAAUGACCAAAGAUGGUCUCUUGGAUGUCGUGGAAGCUCUGCAAAGCCCUUUGGUAGACAAGAAGAGCUUCAUCCCUGUGGAAAGGUCUGACACGACCUUCCUGUUCCUCGUUGGUCAGGAUGACCACAACUGGAAGAGCGAGUUCUAUGCCAGAGAGGCCUCCAAACGCUUGCAGGCCCACGGGAAAGAGAAGCCCCAGAUCAUCUGCUACCCAGAAGCAGGGCACUAUAUCGAGCCUCCUUACUUCCCACUGUGCAGCGCUGGCAUGCACCUCCUGGUGGGUGCUAACAUCACCUUUGGAGGGGAGCCUAAGCCUCACUCUGUGGCCCAGUUGGAUGCAUGGCAGCAACUCCAGACUUUCUUCCACAAACAGUUGAGUGAAAUGGCUUUCGGGUGACAUAGUCAACAAGGACAUCAACUUUACAAAGCAAACCAACGUUGGGAAAAGAACCUCUUGGUGCGAUGAGCUCUGUCAUGGCGACAUUAGAAGAAAACGAGCAUUUAGUCCAGGAGGCAACAGAGCAGCUGUGGAAGGGAACAGAUUCUAGGUACCCCAUGUUGUGUCAACCUUCAGACCUUUCUGUGAGACCAGGAACUGGAUGUGUGUGAGCAAACGCUCUCAUCCCCACAUAGUUAGGCCACAGCAUCUCCCAGUCAGCUGGUGCUCUUAUGAGCACAGGAGGAACGGAUGUCUUUACCCAUUGCGAGAUUCAUGACUGAGCCUCCAUAACACAAGGCAGGCAGUAAAGAGAAAGCCAUAGAACCCUAUUCAGGUUUAUUAUUUUUAAUCACAUAUGAAUCCAUGUGUGUCUGUGUGGAUGCCCAGAGGCUUGAUGGUUUCAGUUCCCCUGGAGCUAGAGUUACAGGUAGUUGUGAGUCACCCAACAUGGGUGCUGGGAAGCAAACUCUGGUUCUUUGUGGGAGCAGUAUAUACUCUUAAGGGCUGGGCUUUCUCUGCAGCCUCAGUACCAUGUUUAAUAAAAACGUUGCAUGAGGGCUGGAGCCAUGGCUCAGUGGUUAAGAGCACUGACUGCUCUUCCAGUGGUCCCGAGUUCAAAUCCAGCAACCACAUGGUGGCUCACAACCAUCUGUAAUGGGAUCUGGUGUGUCUGAAGACAGCUACAGUGUACUCAUAUACAUAAAAUAAAUAAAUUUUAAAAAAAAAGGCUCCCUUCUUCAAAACAAACAGUUUCAUGAGAUGAUUCAGUGGGAAAUGUGAUUCAGCAGGAAAUGGUACUGGCCACCAAGCCUGACAACCUGAGUUCAAUCCCUGGGCCCAACAUGGUCAAAGGAGAGAACUGAUUCCUGUAACUCCUCCUCUGACCUCCACAUGAGCACCAUAGCACACACCUGUGCCCCAGUAUACAAAUUAAUCAUUUUUUUUUCGGGGCUGGGGAUCAAACCCAGGACCUUGCGCUUCCUAGGCAAGCGCUCUACCACUGAGCCAAAUCCCCAACCCCUCAAAUUAAUCAUUUUUUAAAAAGUUAAAGUGUUGGGGCUGGAGAGAUGGCUCAGCGGUUAAGAGCACUGACUGCUCUUCCAGAGGUCCUGAGUUCAAAUCCCAGCAACCACAUGGUGGCUCACAACCAUCUGAUUUGGAAUCUGAUGGCCUUUCCUGCUGUCUGAAAACAACAAUGUACUCACAUACAUAAGAUAAAUAAGUCUUUAAAAAAAAGUUAAAGUGUUGCAUGGCAUGAGAACCUUCAGACAUUAAGACCCAGGUCUGGAGGGUGGUGCCGUCCAGAGCACACUAAGCAUGAGCCAGAGAUGAGGGCAGACCGUAAGUCGACAGGCGCUCUGCUUCGGGGUCCUGUCCUUACUUCCUGCUCAGUGCUGCUCUGUGGCCUGGUAGGGUCAGCCAAAUAAAUCCUUUCCUCCCUACGUGCUUUUUGGUCACAGCAUUUUUCACAGUGACAAAACUAGAAUAGUAGUUGGCAGAGUCUGGGAAGGUUAGUAGGGGAAGGACGGUAGGGUGGGCUGGUUAUGAAGACAGGAAGUGUAGAUUCUUGGCUUCUGUAGCACAGUAUCUAUUGCAUAGAUGGAUUUGUGUUGCUGUUGCCACAGAUAAUAGUUUUGUUAUUUUAUGUGUUUUGCUUGCAUGCAUGUUUGUGCACCAACUGCAUAUCUGGGUACAUGCAUGGAAAGGGCAGAAAGGGCAUCAGAUGCCCUGGAACUUGGCUUACAGAUGAUUGUAAACUGCUGUGUGUUUGCCAGGAAUUGACCUCUGAUCCCCUCAGAGAGUAGCCACUGUUUUUAACCACUAAGUCAUCUCUAAAGCCCUUAGGGUGGAGAUCAAACCCAGUAUGAGCAAAGCAUAGAAUCUACCAUUAUACCCUUGUGGUGGUUUGAAUAAGAAUGGCCCCAUAGGCUCAUAGAUUUGAAUGCUUAGUCAUCAGGGAGUGGCACUGCUUGAGAAGGAUUAGGAGGUGUGGUCUUUUUGAAGUAGGUGUGGCCUUAUUAGAGGAAUUAUGUCACUGGGGGUGGGCUUUGAGGUUUCAAAAGCCCAAGCCGGAGCCAGUGUCUCCUCUCUUCUUCCUGCUGCCUGCAGAUGCAGGUGUAGAACUCUCAGCUCCUUCUCCAGUACCAUGUCUGCCUGCGUGCCACAAUGUCCCAUGUCAUCAUGACAAUGGACUAAGCCUCUGGAACGAUAAGUAUGCUCCAAUUAAACGCGUUCUUUUUUAAGAAUUGCUGUGUGCUGUCUUUGUACAGCAACAGAACACUGACUAAUACAAUCCCCACACCCUAUUGUGUAUUUCAAAACAGUUACAGGAAGGAUUUUGAAUAUUUUCUCUUUUUUUUUGAAUGGUUCUACAUUUUAUUACUGGGCAAACCACACCCCUAAUUUAAACAUGACCAAGUCCCCAGGUUAAAAAUGUUGAGCUCCAUCUGGCAGGAUUGAUCGAGCACCAUGGUUCAGUGUGAACCCUCAGUCUUGCCAUUGUAUGAAUCCUUAUAGACCCAGCAUUGUUCUCCUCCAGUGUCUUCUCUCAGAAUUGUACCUGACUUUGUUACCAGUUUUCACCAGAAUCCACUGAGGAAUAGCGUGAUUUUGCUUUUGUUUCUUGGUCAGGAAGCUCUUGAUUGUAAGUUCUGUGAGAAGUCCUGAAGAGAAGUCAGGCUGGGGAUCUGGUGCACAACGGCAGAGGCUCCAGGGGAAGAACAGAAUGGAAGGAUUUUGAAUAUUUUCAACACAGAGAAAUGAUAAAUAUUAGCAGUAAUGAAUAUAACAAUUACAGACUUGAACAUUACACACUGUGUAUAUAUGUUUCUCACAAAUAUGCACAGUCAUUAUGUAUCAAAAAGAAUCUAAGUCCACUGGGCACGGUGGUGCAGUCCUUUAAUCCCAACCCUCCAGGCAGAGGCAGGGGGAUCUCUGUUAGUUUGAGACCAGCCUGGUCUACAGAAUGAGUUCUAGGACAGCCAGGGCUAUGUAGAAAGAGCCUGUGUCAAAAAUUAAAAAAAAAAAAAAGAA